This is a messenger RNA of Conger conger (European conger), 5852 nucleotides long. RefSeq names its product ethanolaminephosphotransferase 1-like. The record is from RefSeq and is a predicted model, not a curated record. Lineage: Eukaryota; Metazoa; Chordata; Actinopteri; Anguilliformes; Congridae. Gene Ontology annotation, molecular function: ethanolaminephosphotransferase activity. Gene Ontology annotation, biological process: phosphatidylethanolamine biosynthetic process. The coding region runs from base 900 to 1997 and encodes 365 amino acids. Gene Ontology annotation, cellular component: endoplasmic reticulum membrane; Golgi apparatus. The transcript has 11 exons.
CUUGAAAUAUGUUUAACUACAAUUAUGUUACGUCGCAGCAACUUGCUGGCUUCGACAAAUACAAGUACAAUGCAGUGGAUACCAAUCCGCUAUCAGUGUAUGUUAUGCAGCAUCUGUGGAACAGGAUUGUGAAGGACCAAAUGGCUUCCUUGAUAGCAAGUGACUCCGGACCAGAUCUGUGCCAGCCUUGGGCCAGAAUCAAGGAAGAUCCGGCCUGGAGUUGUUUGCUGUCUGGGUUAUUUUUUGAGGCUUAAUUAUAUUAGUACAAAGAAAUACAUUAAUACAAAAAAUGUAAUUAGGGGCAGGCCAUUUUGAAUCUGAAAAUGUAAUUUCCCAAUGGAAACGACAAUAAUCAUUCAGUGACCAGAACCUUAUCUGAAUUUACAGAAUAUCAUAUUUUACAAAACUGUUUAAACUGUUUCUGUUUAAGGAAAUUGUCAGAUCACACUGUUGGUUAAUGAUUUACUCUAGUCAUUGUCUUGUAUUUUUUCCUUUUCUACAACGUACUGUAGAUACUAUACAUACAAUCGGCCCCAGAAUUAUUGGCACCCUUGAUAGAAAAAAGGUUGUAUUUAGUGAUCAAAACAGAUAAUAAUCAAUAUAUUUUAUACUCAAACAUAUAGGAAACUUAUGUAUAUGCAAUAUGUACUUUUAUUUCAAUACAUUUAUUCAAAUUUUUCAGUGUCUUGUAUUAAGUAAUCUUUAAUUAAGUUUUUUUUUUCUGAAAGCCAUAGGUGAAAACCAAUGAUUGGAAAUAAAGUCAGUACAAUUGGCAAUACAAUUUUACUUAAUUUAGUCAGUCGCAGCCUUGCAGCUCAGAUGCAUCAUUCCAUCACUUUUGAUUUCACUAUUGUAUAAAAAUGAAGUAAGCAUGCUAAAUCCCUUUGUCAUCCAUCAGCAUGGGAAAAGCUAAAGAACUUUCAAUUCAGAUGAGACAGAUGGCUACUGACCACCACAAGUCUGUGCCCCUGUGGAUUGCUCCAAAUUUAUUAACAUUUACUGGUUUUUUACUUAUUUUAAUAAACUACUUCCUGCUGUCAUUUUAUGACUGGAAUUACACAGCAUCAGGUCCUGGUUCACAGCAUGUUCCAGACUGGGUAUGGACUGUUUCCGGCUUGGCUACAUUCUCAGCUUAUGCUUUAGACUCGAUAGACGGUAAACAUGCUCGGCGCACCAUGUCCAGUAGCCCUCUGGGAGAGCUCUUUGACCACGGCCUGGACAGCUGGGCUACCUCCCUCUUCAGCCUCUCGCUCUUCUCUGUAUUUGGGAUCGUCGAAGGGAGCGGCAUCUCGUCCUACACCUUCUACUGUGCCCUGUGCAUCGUCCUGCUCACCUUUAUCCUCUCUCACUGGGAGAAAUAUAACACUGGAGUUCUCUUCCUCCCCUGGGGGUAUGACAUAAGCCAAGUGACGCUAAUUGUUGUGUAUCUGCUGACGGCAAUAAGUGGGAUAGAAGUCUGGUACAAGCCUUUCUUCUUUGGUUAUUUCUUUACGGAUGUAUUAAUAGCCAUGGUCAUAGGCUGCAGUGCCUUCCUCUCCAUACCCCAGACACUGUACAACAUCUAUCUGGCUCACAGGAGAGGGACACUCCUGAGGAACUCACUCUAUGAAGGGCUCCUGCCCCUCCUCUCUCCCAGUCUGCUCUUCAUCCUCCUCACCAUAUGGGUCAUGACUUCACCCAGCGACAUCGUCACCCACAACCCCAGAAUAUUCUGCUGGAUGACCGGAGUGGCCUUCUCCAACGUCACAUGCAGACUUAUAAUUUGCCAAAUGACUGACACAAGGACUGAGGCGUUUCACUGGCUCCUGCUUCCAUUAGCUGGAAUCAGCGGCGGAGUCGCUACAGGGGUUCUGGUGCAGAGCGAGUUCCUUUGCCUGGUGGCCUACAGUUCCCUGGUCACCGGGGCUCAUGUUCACUAUGGGGUCUGUGUGGUGAAACAGCUGAGUAAACACUUGAACAUUUACAUCUUCUCUCUGGAUAAACGGCAUCAGGAAUAACUUUGCCCACUGACCUAGAGCUACCAUGAUGACUUCAAUCAAACUUUACUGUUACAAACCGGAAAAAAUCUAAAUACUGUACUACAAAGACCAAAGGGGUAUGGGAUUAGUAUGGUUUCAAAUGUUGUGUCUGAGGAAGGUGUUGCAACUUCUCAGGUAAGCAAUUGAGAUAUUGGAACAUUUAAAGUGCCAUUUACAAUUUUUAGACCUGAAAAUAACACUCUAUAUUUGUGGGACAUUCUCAGGAAAACAUGCUUUUUAUGUGCCCAGACUAUACAUAUUUCAGGGAGGAAACCGCUUCAUAAUUACAGUUCAAGACAUUGUGUUCAAAAUACAGUAAAAUAAAUGUAAAGAAAAAUUACAUUUUAGCAUUUUAGGCCAUCCCGCACUUUUGUUCAACCCCACCUGUAAAAAUAAUGGAAUCUUCCAUUUGACAUCAUUCUUGAGGAAAUUAAGUUUAAGUCUUUUGAAGAACAUGGUUAGAAAAGAGAUAAGCUCAUCUUAUGUUUUAUCUGUUUUUCAUGUCUGAUUAAGCUUGUCAACUCUUAUUUAAACUUCUAUACUGUUACAUUCUAUUAAGAAAGUCCAAGAAACAAGAUUUCUAAAAGUUGCCAUUGUGGUACUAUGGGUUGGAGCUACAGCCAUUAUUGGACAUUUUGUUCAACCCUGUAACAUUGAAGUCACACUUUUUCUUUAUUUUUUUUUAAUUUAUUUUUUUAGUCUCUCACUUUGUCUGUCCGGGAAUUUAAUUCAUUAAAUUAAGUUCACUUUGAAUUGUGCAACCUUGUUGCACUGGAUUCAGCCCUGUUACAGGAUGAAUGUGUUAUUUUUACUAUAAUAAAAUAUAUUGAGGUAAUAAUGGGCUGUUUGUGAGUGAAUAUUAUUGUCACACUCACAAUCAGUUGAAUAUAUUCAGCAAUAUAAAAAAUACAGCGUUAUUUGGAUUAGCAAUGGUCUGGGAAUUCCAAUUAAAUUCAUACUUAUGGUAAUUCUUAAACAAGGACAUGAUGGAUAUUUAUCUGGUAGUGGUGGAAUAUUUUGAGUCGUAUUUAUGGAACAUUAUCUAAAAUAAUGUGUAAAAAUUAAAUAUAAAAUAUAAAAGAUCAUUUUUUCCUGAGGUGGGAAAAUAGUUUUGAGGUAUGGAAUAAGGCCUUUAUAAAAUUCUAUUAGUAUGAUUUAAAAAAUAUACAAUUUCUUUCCUGAGUUGGCAAAUCCAAAAGGUCACAUUUUCCUGAGAAUGUCUUUUAUACAUGUAAGAAUACUGGUACUAGAACUGUAACAUCUCAAAAUAAAUAUGUUGCUAAUCUCAUGCGUAGAACAAAAUAACUGAUCUUGGCUACAGAGACUUUAAUAAUGGAUAGAAUGGCAAUUUGUUAAUGGAAAUGUACGUAAGAGCGAUGUUGAUAUCUACUUACGUAAGCAACUAGCCUAGUGGACAAUUUGGGAAAAUAUGAAAUAACUGGCCCCAAUGUGCAUCACACAUUGGCAACAUUAUUUAUGCAGCUCUCGUGAACUGAUAUACGAAUAAAUGGGACUACAAUGUGGGGCUUGAAGAAACCAUGUUAUACCAUUUUCCAACAAAAACAAAUUGGUAAUAAAUGGAACACAUUUUGCACACAAGCAAAUAUGCUCAGAAUAAUGUGUGGUUACAUUCUCAUGGAAAUGUAGCUACUGAAAACACUGCUAAUAGGGGGUGAAUGGAUAGCAAGUACAAGCUUAAAGUAGUACAAUUGCUUGAUAUUACAUCUCACUCAGGAAUUUACAGAUUUAUUUAUCUACUGCCCUGUUCUAUGUCAACACUGUGGCAUUUAUAAACCCAUUUACUACUGCCAAGAGUAAUGAGCUGUUUGUAUUGAAUUUACUCAGCACACACUGUUCAGAUUCAAAAGCUCUAGAAGUACAAAGCUUGAAAAACAUCUAUUGCACUCAAUGUCUUCCAUGUCAGAGAAGUAUAAUAUGAUCACAUUUUAAGCAAUAUGACUAUGGCAAAACUAACGCAAAGGAUAUCCAAUUUUUACAGUAGUAAAGUAGUGAGUCAAUGCCAAAACAAAAUGUAGCAUUGACAAAUUGGUUUUUGAGUCUUAUUUUAUUAAUAAGUAGAUACAGCAUUCCACUGCCAGUACUUUGUUAAUCCAGUUCUGUAGAAUUUGACUCAUUUUAUUGUAAAAUUGAGAUCUAUAUUUCUUGCAUGUAGUUUUCAUGUAGUUUCAGACUUUUGUCUCUGGUUGCACAAAUAUGCAUUUUAAUACAUCUGAAUGAUGCCAUGCAGAUUCUACAAACGGCAGCAGGAUAGGCUUUUAAGUGAGGAGAUUGAUCUUGCUUCUCUGUUGAAGCUCUGGUGUUGCAAUGACUGCAGUGGUUCAACCGGCCUAUCCGCACAACUGAACAUUCAAAACUUGGAGAAAGAUUUUGGUUUGGGGGAGGGUACAUAGCGCAGUCACUGGAUGAGUCCUGGAGUUGCCAUUUCCUCCAGAUGUUUCCUGCCUCAGAAUCAAUCAUAUAUCAUCCAGAUUCACUUGGACAAUGAAGUCAGGAAGCCCUUGCUUUCUUUGGGAUUUCAAAUUGACCUUUGCGUUAUCAUUAAUGACAAAAUAGCACCAGAAUAUCCAGUGGGGAUCCUCAGUCUUAGCCUUGCUGGGAGGCCGACUGAAGCCCUUCGCCACUUUAGAGUUCAAAAUGAGAGGCUCCUAUUUACAAAGGAAAAAUACCAGCUAAUCACAAGACAGAAAUAAAUCAUUUCCACAAGUUGGAAAUUAUUUUAGAUCUCAACAUUGAUUAAAAACAUUUAUUUGCCAUUUGAACUCAAUUGCUGGGGGAAAGCCUGGGCAACCCUUGUGCCUGUUAGUGAAGGUGCUCAACCCCAGAGCAGGCUAAACACUAUAAGCCUGCAUAUCUCUGCCAAGAUUAUUAUUAACUGGCUAUGACAGGUAGUCCAUGGCACUAGGACACAAUGGGAGAGUGUGGAUUUGAGUCAGCCUGGGAACCAUUGUGUGAGUGCCACUUACAUACUCAUUAGACACCAACAGGUUCCUAGUUGCCAUCACUGAACAAUAUCCCUCUCUUCUCAUAGGUGCUAGUUGUCCUGUAAUGCCGUGUAGCUUAUAGCACAGCACAGCCCCUGGUUUUUGGACACACAUUACAGGCUGCCUGUAACACCUGUGUGAGUGACAAAGCACUGACAUGCAGAGUAAAUCUGGCCAUUCUACAAAAUGGGGAGAGAAGAAGGAAACUGGAAACCCAAUUAACAAUAGAGCAGAUUACUUCAGCUUUGUCUAAAAUAACUAAUCAUUGAACAAUAGACUGAACAGAUUGCAAGUCCAAACUUGAAAACCUGAAUAGGAACAUACAAAAGCACAUAGUAUUGCCUGUUACUGUAACUGAUUUUGAAUGUAAUGAAUUUUAAGUGUUGAUACACCUAGAAAUGUUGUUUUGAAAAAUGUGGUACGAGUAAUAUUCUCUAAAAGUGGUUUUUAGUAGUAACAGAUAUUUUAUAAUACAAUUCAAACUUAAUAUCAUGGACUGGUGUGACUCAUUUUUUUAGUGUAAAAUGUGUGCAUUAGAUUUUUAUUUUCCAUUAAUAUUUCUGCAGGUUGCGUCCUUGCACGUAUUAUUUUUCUCCAUUUUAAAUUUGUACCCAAUAAAAAAAAGUCUGAUGCACUUCGCUGAAAUGUUUACUUGUACAUGGUUAUGCAUUGUGUUUAAAUACAUGGAUUGCCAUCCUCAUGCCAAUAUGCAGAAGCCUGUGUGAGAUUAACAUUCCCUGACCCUGAAAGAGUGGACCUACAUUCUGAUGCAUUAAAUAUCAAGCCAAUGUUUUACAUUUUGUACAAAUAAAAUACUUUAUCAAAUAUUGCA